AUGCGGCAGCAUGCCACAACAUCACGAGCUAACGAAACACCGCCAGAACGAGAACUACGCAUAGAAAAUAUGCGGCAUCAUGCCACUACAUCACGAGCUAACGAAACGCCAUCAGAAAGGGAAGGGCGCCUUCAAGGUCUGCGUCACCAUGCCACAACAUUGAGAGCAAAUGAAACAUCAGAACAACGAGAAGCACGCAUGGAAGCCCAGCGUAUUCAAACAUCAUCAAGAAGAGCAGCAGAGAGGUCAGAGCAACAAGACUUGCGUCGAAUGGCGGUUAAUCGUCGGAAUACUUGUGAUGCUUACGCACGUAUUGCAUUUAAUUACAGAACAGAUAUGGACUAUGCUAAUGAUAUAUUAGUGGCAAUUGGUCCCAUGAAUGUAGUUUGCCAAUAUUGUAAUGCACACAGGUACAAAAAUGAAGCUCCUGGAAUGUGUAGUUCAAACGGUAAAAUUGUUUUGCCAGAUAUGCUUCCACCACCAGAACCUUUAAAGUCACUGAUUUCAGGAACUAGCGAGGAUUCUCGAAAUUUUCUUAGUAACAUAAGAAAAUAUAAUUCGUGUUUUCAAAUGACAUCAUUCGGAGCUACUAAAGUAGUUCGAGAUAAUUACAUGCCAACAUUUCGUGUGCAAGGACAAAUAUAUCAUCUAAUGGGAUCAAUUUUGCCAAUUCCAAAUGAAGAGCCCAAGUUUCUUCAAAUUUAUUUCAUGGGACAGGCAGAUGAUAAUGUUCAGGUACAACAACGGCAGCAUUAUAACCCUGGAACAAAGCAACGUAUUGUAGCUGAAUUACAGGUAAUGUUUCAUGAAAACAACGAAUUAAUAAGGACCUUUAAGCAAGCCAAAGAUGACCCGCGAUUAUGUACAGAUGACCACGUCAUAGCGAUUCAUGCUGAUAAAACACCAGCUGGACAACACCAAGGACGUUACAAUGCACCCACAAUGGACGAUGUGGCAAUUCUAAUGGUUGGUGAUCCAAUAGCCCCACGUGAUAUUAUUAUUCGUAGACGUGACGAUCGAACAAACAGGAUAGCUGAAACUCAUCGUUCAUAUGACGCACUUCAGUAUCCAAUUAUAUUGCCAUAUGGGGAAGAUGGAUAUCAUUUUGAGUUACGGCAAAUUAAUCCGGCAACAAAUGUAACAACAAGGAAAAAAGUGAGUGCAAUGGAUUUCUAUGCAUAUCGCAUAAUGAUACGCCAAAAUGUGAAUCACGUUCUAAAUUGCCGGGAAUUAUUUCACCAAUACAUUGUAGAUAUGUACGCGAAAAUUGAAACGGAGCGAUUAUUAUACAUACGCCGUAAUCAAGCUAAAUUACGAGUGGAUAAUUAUAUUCAUCUUAGGGAUGCGUUAAAUAAUCAAAAUUAUAUAAAUCCCAAUGAACUUGGCCAAGCCAUAAUUCUACCAGCAACUUUCACAGGCAGCCCACGUCAUAUGCAGGAAUAUUGUCAAGAUGCAAUGACGUAUGUUCGAUCAUAUGGACGCCCAGAUCUGUUUAUUACAUUUACAUGUAAUCCCAAGUGGAAUGAAAUUAUUUCUGAAUUGUCCAAUGGCCAAAAAUCAGCACAUCGACAUGACAUAACAGCACGAGUGUUUAAACAAAAAUUAAAAUCUCUUAUGGAUUUCAUUGUAAAAUGUCAUGUAUUUGGAGAAACACGGUGCUGGAUGUAUUCUGUCGAAUGGCAGAAACGUGGAUUGCCACACGCUCAUAUUUUGAUUUGGUUGGUUGAAAAAAUUACACCUAAUCUUAUUGAUAAUAUAAUUUCUGCAGAGAUACCCGAUCCAAACAUUGAUCCAGAUUUGCACGAAAUUGUAAUUAAAAAUAUGAUUCAUGGUCCAUGUGGAAUCAUUAAUACACAUUCUCCAUGCAUGGUUGAUGGAAAAUGCACAAAGAAAUAUCCACGUCAAUUGCUUCCACAAAAAAUCUCGGGAAAUGAUGGAUACCCACUUUAUCGCCGACGUUCUGUGGAUGAUGGUGGCCAAACAAUUUCAGUAAAGAUAAAUGAAAAUGAUGUUGAUAAUCGCUGGAUAGUGCCUUACUGUCCAUUGCUUUCAAAAACCUUUAAAGCGCAUAUAAAUGUGGAGUAUUGUCAUUCUGUAAAGUCUAUCAAAUACAUCUGCAAAUAUGUAACUAAAGGGUCGGAUAUGGCUAUUUUUUCGUUGCAAAAUCCAAACGAUGAAAUUACUCAGUAUCAGAUGGCCAGGUACAUUAGUAGCAAUGAAGCAGUUUGGCGAAUUUUAGGAUUUCCUAUUCAUGAACGGCAUCCCACAGUUGUUCAUUUAUCAGUACAUCUUGAAAAUGGACAACGAGUUUAUUUUACAGAAGGAAAUGCGCGAGAGAGAGCAACAGAACCACCGGCUACAACACUAACUUCAUUUUUUGAUCUUUGCAGAAUGGAUUUAUUUGCUAAAACAUUGCUGUAUUCAGAAAUUCCAACGUACUAUACGUGGAAUGCAUCAACAAGGAAGUUCCAACGUCGUAAGCAAGGGAAACCUGUUGCAGGAUGGCCAAAUUUAUAUUCAACAGAUGCAUUAGGUAGGGUGUAUACUGUCCAUCCCCAAAAUUCAGAAUGUUUUUAUUUAAGACUGCUUUUAAUUAAUGUUCCAGGACCAACAUAUUUUGAGAACUUGCGUACUGUUGAUGGCGAAAUAUGUGCAACGUAUCGAGAGGCAUGCCAAAAACUACAAUUAUUGGAGAACGAUAGUCAUUGGGAAACCACGCUUGCAGAUGCAGCGGCAAUCAACCAUCCUUCGAAAAUAAGAACGUUAUUUGCAAUAAUAUUGGUGUCUUGCUCACCAGCCAAUCCAAAAGAACUAUGGAAUAAAUUCAAAACAUAUAUGGCUGAAGAUAUAUUACACCGGGAGAGAGUUACCACAAACAACGCUACAAUUGAACUCAACGAAAGAAUGUAUAAUGAGGCAUUAAUUUUACUGGAAGACAAAUGUUUGGAGAUAAAGAAUGUCGCACUCAUUGACGUUGGAAUGAUUUCCCCGAUUCGGUCAAGAACUGAUGCACAUGAUCAAGAUUUGCGACGAGAAAGAGAUUACAACACCCAAGAUUUGGAAAGUUUACUGGAAGAAAAUUUACCACAUUUACAACAAGAGCAGAGAAUAGCAUACAAUACUACAAUGGCAGCAAUAUCAAACAAACAUGGAGGACUGUAUUUUAUUGAUGCACCCGGAGGAACUGGAAAAACUUUUUUGAUUUCAUUAAUUUUGGCAAAAGUUCGAUCGCAAAAACAUAUUGCAUUAGCUAUUGCAUCAUCUGGCAUUGCAGCAACACUCUUAGAUGGUGGCAGAACAGCACAUUCUGCACUCAAAUUACCAUUGAAGCCUCAAUUUUACGAAGAUUACACAUGCAACAUAAAGAAAAAUUCUUCUAUGGGUAAAGUACUGCAACAAUGUGAAAUCAUAGUAUGGGAUGAAUGCACCAUGGCGCACAAAAAAUCUUUGGAAGCCCUUGAUCGCACUUUACAGGACUUAAGAAGUAAUAACAAAAUAUUUGGAGGUGCAUUAGUUCUAUUAGCUGGCGAUUUUCGUCAAACGCUUCCGGUAAUACCGGGAUCAACGCCAGCUGAUGAGCUAAAUGCAUGUCUAAAAUCAUCAUACCUUUGGAAACAUGUUCACACACUAAAAUUGACGACUAAUAUGCGUGUUCAGUUGCAACGUGAUGCUUCAGCUUCAACUUUUUCCAAACAAUUACUGGAUUUAGGGAACGGUAAAAUGCCAAUCCAUCCCACAACAAAAUGUAUAACAUUUCCAUCUGACUUCUGCAGGAUGACGCAAUCUAUACAAGAGUUAAUAAAUUGCGUUUUCCCCAAUAUCGGACAAAAUUUUAAAAACAAGCAAUGGUUAUGUGAACGCGUGUUACUGGCAGCCAAAAAUAUAGACGUUAACUCCAUCAACAGCAACAUUCUGAAUACCAUCGAUGGUAAUCUAAAAAUUUAUAAAUCAAUCGACACUGUUACAAAUAUUGAGGAUGUCGUCAAUUAUCCAGUAGAAUUUUUAAAUUCGUUAGAUUUGCCGGGCUUUCCACCACAUGACUUGCAGUUGAAAAUUGGUGCUCCUAUUAUUUUACUAAGAAACAUUGAUCCACCACGACUUUGUAAUGGCACUCGACUUAUAGUAAAGAAAUUAAUGAACAAUCUAAUCGAGGCGACCAUUAUAACUGGAAAGUACAAUGGAUCAGAUGUAUUGCUGCCACGUAUUCCGAUGAUAACUUCGGAAAUGCCAUUUGAUUUUAAGCGAUUGCAGUUUCCUAUUCGCCUAGCAUUUGCAAUGACAAUUAAUAAAGCUCAAGGUCAGUCUUUGCAAGUUUGUGGACUAAAUCUAGAAAAUCCAUGUUUUUCACAUGGACAGCUUUAUGUUGCAUGUUCGCGAGUGGGAAAACCCACAGACUUAUAUGUAUAUGCACCAGAAGGAAAAACCAAAAAUAUUGUAUAUCCUAAGGCAUUAGAAUAA
Calliphora vicina (urban bluebottle blowfly) is the source of this 4458-nucleotide messenger RNA. RefSeq lists its product as uncharacterized. Gene Ontology annotation, biological process: DNA repair; telomere maintenance. Gene Ontology annotation, molecular function: DNA helicase activity. The transcript is spliced from 3 exons. The record is from RefSeq and is a predicted model, not a curated record. Lineage: Eukaryota; Metazoa; Arthropoda; Insecta; Diptera; Calliphoridae. The coding region runs from base 1 to 4458 and encodes 1485 amino acids.